Molecule: messenger RNA, 690 nt
Organism: Sipha flava (yellow sugarcane aphid)
Lineage: Eukaryota; Metazoa; Arthropoda; Insecta; Hemiptera; Aphididae
Product: ATP-dependent DNA helicase pif1-like
Exons: 1
Coding region: 105-626 (173 amino acids)
Source: RefSeq, a predicted model, not a curated record
AUUUAGAUCACAAUUGGCUCUGUAAUCGUGCUAUUUUGGCAGCAAGAAAUGUUGAUGUGAACGAAAUUAACUUCCAUAUACAACAGAUUUUGCCCGGUGAUUUGAUGUCUUUUAAAUCAAUCGACACAGUUAUUGAUGAAAACGAAAUCGUAAACUUUCCAACUGAAUUUUUGAAUUCUCUGGAUUUGCCAGGAAUGCCACCACACAACCUUCAAUUGAAAAUUGGUUCACCAAUUAUUCUUCUACGUAAUUUAAACCCACCUCAAUUAUGUAACGGUACACGUUUAGUCAUAAAAAAAAUGACCGAAAAUAUUCUUGAAGCAACAAUUUUGUCGGGAAAAUUUAAAGGAGAUAUCGUCCUGUUGCCACGUAUUCCACUGAUAGCGUCGGAAUCUUCAAUACCGUUUAAAAGGCUCCAAUUUCCGAUUUGUUUAGCUUUUGCGAUGACUAUAAAUAAAUCUCAAGGCCAAACAAUGUCUAUUUGCAGUUUGGAUUUGGAAAACACAUGUUUCUCACAUGGACAGCUAUAUGUUGCCUGCUCACGUGUAGGAAAAUCAUCAAAUCUCUUCGUGUUAGCGAAAGACAGGUUAACCAGGAAUGUUGUAUACAAAGUAGUACUUAGAUAAUUUUUAGUUUUAAUAAUUUAAUUUAUUUUUGUAUGUUUUUAAUGUAUAUAGUAUUUUUUGUAAG